Ceratotherium simum simum (southern white rhinoceros) is the source of this 6750-nucleotide messenger RNA. RefSeq names its product RB binding protein 6, ubiquitin ligase (gene RBBP6). Gene Ontology annotation, cellular component: nucleus. Gene Ontology annotation, biological process: protein ubiquitination; mRNA processing; ubiquitin-dependent protein catabolic process. The record is from RefSeq and is a predicted model, not a curated record. Gene Ontology annotation, molecular function: zinc ion binding; nucleic acid binding; ubiquitin protein ligase activity. Lineage: Eukaryota; Metazoa; Chordata; Mammalia; Perissodactyla; Rhinocerotidae.
GCCAGGCCGCGUCCGCCAUAGUGCCUGGCUUGGAGGUGUCGCCUGCGCCUGGUGAGGGCCGAGAGCGGCAGGGGGGGCAGAACAAAAAGGGAGCCGGCGAAGCCCUUGCCGUCGCCCGGCGGUUUCCGGGCGUAUUCUCGCGGUUCUGGGCCGAAAGGCGACGGGAGCGAGAAGCGAGAGAAGCGCGGAGCACACGGCGAGAGGAAGCGUCAGGGAGCCUCGGCGGCGGCGCCAGGGUCCGCCAAGCCCCCCGGCCGCUGGCUGGGGCCCGGGGUGGUGAGGAAGCGCCUCGAGGCCUAGUUGAGGCCUACACCGGCUUUGUGUCUGAGGCGGCGGCGGCGGCGGCGGCGGCGGGGGGGAGGCGGAGCCGGAGCCGGGGGCGGCCUGCGGGAAGGCCUCUCCUCCGCCGACCGCGCGUUUUCGGCCUAGGCCGCGGGGCCGCGCGGGGCCUCCGGGGAGCAGGCGACAGGGGUUUGUGUGUGGCGGGGGCCUGGGCCUGGGGAAGCCGCCGCCCGUCGUCCGGAAGCCAGGAGGAGGCGAGAGGCCGCUCGUGGACUCCGGGCCUGACCCUCUCCCCUCGGCCUCCUCCCGGGGCCUGGGUCACCCCCAUCCACGGAAAGAGAGACCAGCCGGGAGGUGCGGCCGCGCUAUGGACCCCUGACCCCGCGGGGUCAUUUGGACUCUAACGUGUGGACUGACCGCUCACUGACUGCACCGCCUGCCCCCCGUCUCCUGCCGGCCCUUAGCAUGAGCGAGGGGGACCCAGCCGGGUGACAUUGUGCCCGUUGGCGGAUUCUCGAUUUCCUCUUCCCGGUCCUCGUCCACCUCCUCCCACAUGAAGUGAUCCUGAGUCUCGGGGGGGUUCUGGAUUGCUGUUUUUACGAAGCCCUGCUUGUGGUUGGGGGGGUAUUUAAUCUGAGGCCUUAGGGUCCUUCGGUGUCUUUGAGUGUUUUGUGUGUGUACAUAUUUUGCUCUUAAGUUUAUAAAUAUACAUAUAUUGAGAGUGUCCACGUCUCCUCGCUGAACCUUAGGAAUCCUUUGGCACCAUGUCCUGUGUGCAUUAUAAGUUUUCCUCUAAACUCAACUAUGAUACCGUCACCUUUGAUGGGCUCCACAUCUCCCUCUGCGACUUAAAGAAGCAGAUUAUGGGGAGAGAGAAGCUGAAAGCUGCCGACUGCGACCUGCAGAUCACCAACGCGCAGACGAAAGAAGAAUAUACUGAUGAUAAUGCUCUAAUUCCUAAGAAUUCAUCUGUAAUUGUUAGAAGAAUUCCUAUUGGAGGUGUCAAAUCUACAAGCAAGACAUACGUUAUAAGUCGAACUGAACCAGUGAUGGGAACUUCAAAAGCAAUUGAUGACUCUUCUGCAUCUAUUUCUCUGGCCCAGCUUACAAAGACUGCCAAUCUGGCUGAAGCCAAUGCUUCUGAAGAAGAUAAAAUUAAAGCAAUGAUGUCGCAAUCUGGCCAUGAAUACGACCCAAUCAAUUACAUGAAGAAACCUCUAGGUCCACCACCUCCAUCUUAUACCUGUUUUCGUUGUGGUAAACCUGGCCAUUAUAUUAAGAAUUGCCCAACAAAUGGGGAUAAGAACUUUGAAUCUGGUCCUAGGAUUAAAAAGAGCACUGGAAUUCCCAGAAGUUUUAUGAUGGAAGUGAAAGAUCCUAACAUGAAAGGUGCAAUGCUUACCAACACUGGAAAAUAUGCAAUACCAACUAUAGAUGCAGAAGCAUAUGCAAUUGGGAAGAAAGAAAAACCACCUUUCUUACCAGAGGAACCAUCUUCUUCUUCAGAAGAAGAUGAUCCUAUCCCAGAUGAAUUGUUGUGUCUCAUCUGCAAAGAUAUUAUGACUGAUGCUGUUGUCAUUCCCUGCUGUGGAAACAGUUAUUGUGAUGAAUGUAUAAGAACAGCGCUCCUGGAAUCAGAUGAACAUACAUGUCCAACAUGUCAUCAAAAUGAUGUCUCUCCUGAUGCUUUAAUUGCUAAUAAAUUCUUACGACAGGCUGUUAAUAAUUUCAAAAAUGAAACUGGUUAUACAAAAAGACUACGAAAACAGUUACCCCCACCGCCACCCCCAAUACCACCUCCGAGACCACUCAUUCAGCGGAACCUACAACCUCUGAUGAGAUCUCCAAUAUCAAGACAACAAGAUCCUUUGAUGAUUCCAGUAACAUCUUCAUCAACUCACCCAGCUCCUUCUUUAUCUUCAUUAACUUCUAGUCAGUCUUCCUUGGCCCCUCCUGUGCCUGGAAAUCCAUCUUCUGCCCCAGCUCCUGUACCUGAUAUAACUGCAACGGUCUCCAUAUCAGUCCAUUCAGAAAAAUCGGAUGUACCUUUCCGGGAUUCUGAUAAUAAAUUAUUGCCAGCUGCAGCCCUUGCAUCAGAUCAUUCAAAGGGAACCUCUUCAAUUGCAAUUACUGCUCUUAUGGAAGAGAAAGGUUACCAGGUGCCUGUACUUGGAACCCCCUCUUUGCUCGGACAGUCAUUAUUGCAUGGACAGUUGAUCCCCACAACUGGUCCAGUAAGAAUAAAUACUGCUCGUCCAGGUGGUGGUCGACCAGGUUGGGAACAUUCUAACAAGCUUGGAUAUCUGGUUUCUCCACCACAGCAAAUUAGAAGAGGGGAGAGGAGCUGCUACAGAAGUAUAAACCGUGGACGGCAUCACAGCGAAAGAUCACAGAGAACUCAAGGCCCGUCACUACCAGCAACUCCAGUUUUUGUACCUGUCCCACCCCCUCCUUUGUAUCCACCUCCUCCCCAUACACUUCCUCUCCCUCCAGGUGUUCCUCCACCACAGUUUUCUCCUCAGUUUCCUCCUGGCCAGCCACCACCUGCUGGGUAUAGUGUCCCUCCUCCAGGGUUUCCUCCAGCUCCGGCCAAUUUGUCAACACCUUGGGUAUCAUCAGGAGUGCAGACAGCUCAUUCAAAUACCAUCCCAACAACACAAGCACCACCUUUGUCCAGGGAAGAAUUCUAUAGAGAGCAACGACGACUAAAAGAAGAGUCUAAAUCUCCCUAUAGUGGUUCAUCAUAUUCAAGAAGUUCAUAUACUUAUUCUAAAUCAAGAUCUGGUUCAACACGUUCACGUUCUUAUUCUCGAUCAUUUAGCCGCUCACACUCUCGUUCCUAUUCACGAUCACCUCCGUAUCCCAGAAGAGGCAGAGGCAAGAGUCGAAAUUACCGUUCACGGUCUAGAUCUCAUGGAUAUCAUCGAUCUAGGUCAAGGUCACCCCCAUAUAGACGAUACCAUUCACGAUCAAGAUCUCCUCAAGCAUUUAGGGGACAAUCUCCCAAUAAACGUAAUGUACCUCAAGGGGAAACAGAACGUGAAUAUUUUAAUAGAUACAGAGAAGUUCCACCGCCUUAUGACAUGAAAGCUUAUUAUGGGAGAAGUGUUGACUUUAGAGACCCAUUUGAAAAAGAGCGUUAUCGAGAAUGGGAGAGAAAAUACAGAGAGUGGUAUGAAAAAUAUUAUAAAGGUUUUGCUACUGGAGCACAGCCUAGACCAUCAGCAAAUAGAGAGAACUUUUCUCCAGAGAGAUUUUUACCGCUUAAUAUCAGGAAUUCUCCCUUCACAAGAGGCCGCAGAGAAGAUUAUUCUGGUGGACAAAGUCAUAGAAGUCGAAACAUAGGUGGUAACUAUCCAGAAAAGCUUUCAACAAGAGACAGUCACAAUCAGAAGGAUAAUACAAAGUCAAAAGAGAAGGAGAGUGAAAAUGCUCCAGGAGAUGGUAAAGGAAAUAAACAUAAGAAACAUAGAAAAAGAAGAAAGGGGGAAGAAAGUGAAGGCUUUCUGAACCCAGAGUUAUUAGAAACUUCUAGGAAAUCAAGAGAACCUACAAGCGGUGAAGAAAGUAAAACAGACUCAUUGUUUGUUCUCCCAAGUAGAGAUGAUGCUACACCUGUUAGAGAUGAACCAAUGGAUGCAGAAUCCAUCACUUUUAAGUCAGUGUCUGAAAAAGACAAGAGAGAAAAAGAUAAACCAAAAGCAAAAGGUGACAAGACCAAACGGAAAAAUGAUGGAUCUGCUGUGUCCAAAAAAGAAAAUGUCGUAAAACCUACUAAAGGACCCCCAGAAAAACUAGAUGGAGAGCGUGAAAAAUCUCCUCGAUCUGAACCUCCGCUUAAAAAAGCCAAAGAGGAGACUCCAAAGACUGACAGUGGUAAAUCAUCAUCUUCCUCUCAAAAAGAUGAAAAGGUCAUUGGUACCCCCAGAAAAGCUCACUCGAAGUCAGCAAAAGAACACCAAGAGACAAAACCAGUCAAAGAGGAAAAAGUGAAGAAGGACUAUUCCAAAGACGUCAAAUCAGAAAAGCUAACUAGUAAGGAAGAAAAGGCCAAGAAGCCUAAUGAGAAAAGUAAGCCACUUGAUAGCAAGGGAGAAAAAAGAAAACGAAAAACUGAAGAAAAAGGUGUAGAUAAAGAUUUUGAAUCAUCUUCAAUGAAAAUCUCUAAAGUAGAAGUAAGUGAAGUGGUGAAACCAUCACCAAAGCGCAAAAUGGAACCUGAUAUUGAAAAGAUGGAUAGGACCCCUGAAAAAGACAAGAUUUCAUCAUCAGCUGCCCCAGCCAAAAAAAUCAAGCUCAACAGAGAAACUGGUAAAAAACUUGGAAGUACAGAAAAUAUAUCUAACACAAAAGAACCCUCUGAAAAAUUGGAGUCAACAUCUAGCAAAGUGAAGCAAGAAAAAGUCAAAGGAAAGGUCAGACGAAAAGUAACUGGAACUGAAGGAUCCAGCUCCACUCUUGUGGAUUAUACCAGUACAAGCUCAACAGGAGGCAGUCCUGUGCGGAAAUCUGAAGAAAAAACAGAUACAAAGCGAACUGUCGUUAAAACUAUGGAAGAAUAUAAUAAUGACAAUACAGCUCCUGCUGAAGAUGUUAUUAUUAUGAUUCAGGUUCCUCAAUCCAAAUGGGAUAAAGAUGACUUUGAAUCUGAAGAAGAAGAUGUUAAAUCCACGCAGCCUAUAUCAAGUGUAGGAAAACCUACCAGUGUUAUAAAAAAUGUCAGCACUAAACCAUCAAAUACGGUCAAGUAUACUGAAAAAGAAAGUGAGCCAUCAGAGAAAAUUCAGAAACUCACCAAGGAAGUGAGCCAUGAAAUUAUACAGCAUGAGGUCAAAAGUUCAAAAAACUCUGCAUCUAGUGAAAAAGGGAAAACCAAAGAUAGAGAUCAUUCACUGUUGGAAAAGGAAAACCCUGAAAAGAGGAAGAACAGCACUCAGCCAGAGAAAGAUAGUAAUUUGGACCGUUUGAAUGAACAAGGAAAUUUUAAAAGUCUGUCUCAGUCUUCCAAAGAGACCAGAACUUCAGAUAAGCAUGAUUCCACUCGAGGUUCCUCAAAUAAAGACUUCACUCCCAAUAGAGACAAAAAAAAUGACUAUGACAACAGAGAGUAUUCAAGUUCCAAACGUAGAGAUGAAAGAAAUGAAUUAAUAAGAAGAAAAGACUCUCCUUCUGGGAGUAAAGAUUCUGCACUAGGACAGAAAACUAAGCCAAGGGAGGAGAGAGAUUUGCCUAAAAAAGGAACGGGAGAUUCCAAAAAAAGUAGUUCUAGUCCCCCAAGAGACAAAAAACCACCUCAAGAUCACAAAGCCGUUUAUGAUACUAAACGCUCAAGUGAAGAGACAAAAUCUGUGGAUAAAAAUCCUUGUAAGGAUCGUGAGAAACAUAUAUUAGAAACAAGGAACAAUAAAGAGUCAAAUGGCAGUAAAUUACUUUAUAUACUUAACCCACCAGACCCACAGAUUGAAAAAGAGCAAGUUGCUGGGCAGAUUGACAAGAAUACUAUCAAGCCUAAACCCCAGUUAAGUCACUCCUCUCGACUUUCUUCUGAUUUGACUAGAGAAACGGAUGAAGCUGCUUUUGAACCAGACUAUAAUGAAAGUGACAGUGAAAGCAAUGUAUCUGUAAAAGAGGAGGACACUUCAGGAAAAAUUUCUAAGGAACUGAAAGAUAAAGUAAUGGAGAAAACAAAAGAGAGCGUGGACACUGCCGCAGCAGUCAGCCAAGUAGGCAUAAACAGGAGCCAGAGUCAAAGUAGUCCCAGUGUUAGCCCAAGUAGAAGUCAUAGCCCUUCUGGAAGCCAAACUCGAAGCCACAGUAGCAGUGCCAGCUCUGCAGAAAGUCAGGACAGCAAGAAGAAGAAGAAGAAGAAGGAAAAGAAAAAACACAAGAAACAUAAAAAACAUAAGAAGCAUAAGAAGCAUGCAGGCACUGAAGCAGAAUUGGAAAAAAGCCAAAAACACAAACACAAGAAAAAGAAGUCAAAGAAGAACAAAGAUAAAGAAAAAGAGAAGGAGAAAGAUGACCAAAAAGUGAAAUCUGUCCCUGUGUAAAAGGACAGAUUUUAAAAAUUGACUUAAUUACUAAGUCAUCUGUAUUAAAUUUUGUUAUAAUGUAAAGAGAUUCAAGCCUUGUAAAUAAUGAUAUGGAAGACCCGUGCUGCACUUAAAAUAUUGCUGCUUGAUUAUUUGAUUUUUACAUCAGAGCUUUAUAACACGAACUUUUGUACAGAAUUGUGAGUUGUGACCAUGUAACAUGAGAGGUUUUGCUAGGGCCUAUUAUUUUUAACCACCAUGAAUUAGUUGGGGUGGAGUUUACUGUACUGUGAAAUUUUCACAUUUGAAUUUUUUUAAUUGCCUGGCAAAAGCUGGUAUCAGUUCUAAAAUAUCAGCAGAAUGAUUUGCUGAAUUCAUUACAACCCCGUUAUGUCACUUUUUGAUUACAAUAAAAGUUUUCAGUAAACUUUUCAAA